CACCAACGGAGCGUGUGUUCUGACUCAUAGACGAUAUCUCUUCUUUGUCGCUAUCAGAAAUCUCCGAACCCUUGCUGUUAUGAAAUCUGGAUCUGGUGGGAUCGUGGAUGGAUCGAAUCAGAGACAAAGUGGUGGUGGUGCAAAUUUGGGUUUAAAAGAAGCUAAAGCAUUGGUGGAGAAUAGUCAUGCAAUUUUGAAAGCUAGAUUGUCUAAAGAAGAAGAACUGAAGAUGUUCUCCUCUCACAACAAGGUCAAGAAGGACAAGAAUGCUGAGCCAACAGAAUGUGAGGAGAGGAGCAAGUUUCUCAGGGUGAAGCCGUUACUGACACAGCUAGGAGCAAGUUUUAAAGUACUUGUGCUCGAUGAAAUGAGUGAUGGAGGUGAGAUCCAAUUAGCUUUAUCAGAAUGGACUGGACAGUGCAUAGUUCCAAACGUCUUCAUCAAAGGAAAACACAUCGAUGGAUGCGAUAGUGAUUAAGGAGUUUCUUAAAGUCAUAGACUUAAUUUUUUUUUUCUCGCCAGCUUUUGAUUUUCUUUUAGCUUUCCACAAAACAUUGUGUUAUAAAGUUCUCUCAUCAAU
This is a messenger RNA of Arabidopsis arenosa, 580 nucleotides long. The record is from the annotation of a GenBank genome assembly. Lineage: Eukaryota; Viridiplantae; Streptophyta; Magnoliopsida; Brassicales; Brassicaceae.